Messenger RNA from Lagopus muta (rock ptarmigan), 7473 nucleotides. It is a transcript of the gene RABGAP1L, whose product is annotated as RAB GTPase activating protein 1 like. The transcript is spliced from 3 exons. The record is from RefSeq and is a predicted model, not a curated record. Lineage: Eukaryota; Metazoa; Chordata; Aves; Galliformes; Phasianidae. The coding region runs from base 2757 to 2975 and encodes 72 amino acids.
AACGUGUCGUGGAAGGGACUGUGCUCCUGUUCCUAGCAGAAGGCAGCUGCGAGGCAGCCGUGGUGUUGUUCAGAGAAGGGCUGUCUGCUGAUGCUGCAUGGGGCUGUUAGUGUGUUUUAAUAUCUGGUUCAUUAGUGCAGCACUCAUGUUUGCAAGGGGAUGAUGCUCUGAGAUGCUGUCAGAAAGGGGUGGUGCGUCCCAAGGAGGUGGCCAUGGCCAGCUCUGUGCUUGCUGCCUUUUUCUUCCAUCAGCGUUUGCUUCCAUCAGUACAGGCUUAUGCUAACUGGAUUGAAGUGCUUAUUAUAAUUUUGUGCUGUGACUCAGAUUAUAGCACAGACUGUUAACGUGGAUGCAAGCCGCAGGCUCACAGAGAUUGGUAGGCAGCUCAGCUAUGUUAGCUGGAAAUAACAGCUGAAAAACCUCCCUUUAAGAGUGAAGAUAGGCAUUAGCCAACAUCAGAAAUCAGUGGUUAGUUCCUGAGAUUGCUAGUUAGAACAUGCCAAAAUUGCAAGCCCUCUGUGAAGGAUGUAUAUGAGAAGAAUCAUUCAGCCAGUGAUACGUUGGGAACAUGUCUGUUUAGUUCUCUUAAAUCAUCUCUCCCUCCUGGUGAAGGCACAAAAAGGAGAUGCAGAUCCCCAUCCACGAUUCCUUAUGAACACAAUUCCCUGCUGGCUGAAUCAGCGAAGGGAUCUGAGUGGCCACAGCUGCCGAGUCCUUCUGAUGAUUUGCAUUCUCCACCUCCUGCCCUUAUUGCAGCAUUGAGUCUGUCCCUCGUUACCAUGGGGCUGCUGGUUGUGAGCUCAGCCCCGUACGGAGGCAUUGUGGGAGAGCUCUGACAACAGGUGCCUUUGUCAGCACACCUUGGCAGCUCCCAUGCAGUGAGCUGGGAGCAGCAGCUGAGUGCUACGUGUUCCUUCUGCAAGGAAAGGAACCCACAGGGCGCCUCCCGAAGCCAAAGAGGAGGCGGUCAUGCAAAGGGCUUCUGAAAACCUGAGCAGGUUUUAGCGUAUCAGGUAUGAUUUUUGUUUGGCGUGGCACAGAGAGCGGCCCUGUGAGCUGGAUGUUGCGUCAGGAUCUGAAUCUGAGCUACCUCUGCCGUGGGAAGCAAUUGCAAAAACUCGGCAUGCCUCUGAAGAGAGACACGGAUCUUUUAAAGCAGCGUUACAGAUACAUUUUGAGUAAAAAUUACCUUCCUUCAUCCUGCAAGGGUUAAGCGUGGUCAGAAGCUGCUUUGGUAUCAAGGGUUUAACCUCAAAUACUGCAUUUUUGUUUGCCAUAAGCCUAUUAGAAUUCUCUGUUUCCUAGCAAUAACGUGUAAUUUCCCCCCUAUUUAAGUGAAAGAGGUGUCGGGUUUUAAUCCUGAACGCUACAGCUGUUGCUCAAGUUUCCUAUUCAAAUGCAAAUAACACCUGGUGCUUUUUGGACACCCAUGUAAUCUGUGAUAAGGAUACUGCAGGAGCGCAGGAAAAAGAGAAGAGCAAGGUGCGUCUUAACCCAGUUUGCUCUGGAAAGCGAAAGUGUAACCAUCUGCUACCGACUCAUUCAACUGGAAACUUCCAGCCGAGCUGCAGCACCCGGCGUGCGCUCCUUGGGGACAGCUGGAAAGAUCGUGCUCCUGAAACAGGUCAGAUUUGCUGCUGGGAUGGACAGAAGGCUUCCAGAGAGAAGAACAUAGCGGAUGUGCCCACGCAGGAGUGCAGAUUUGGUUGGAAGUUUCACCUGAAAGGAGUUUGUUCUGGAGGUGAUCAGUUUGUUUCUGCAGACUGCUUGCUGUGAUUCUCCUGUUUUAAUCCCUGCGCUGGCUUUUGGUGUGUGUCAGAUGUUAGGAUAAACAAAUUGACAUCUCAGAGUAAGUUGGAAGGCAACUAUGCUUUGUAAGGCUCAGAGACAAGAUAGCAUGCUGCUUAAAUAAAAGCAGAACAGUCCUGGGUUCGGGUUAAAAACCUUCCACUGCAAAACUUUUCAGUUGGGUCAUUUUUUUAUUUUUUUUUUUUUAAUUUCACUUGUGGAAGUUCAGGCUUAUUCAAAGAAGGUCCUACAGACUUCAUUGCCUUUUCAACAACUGUUGUACUGUGUUACAAGUGGAACCAAAGGACUCUUCUGGGGCAGGGGGGGGGGUGGGUUGUGGCUUGGUACCGCUACCUUCAUAGCAAGGGUCUGAGUGGCACAAAAUGCAGUUUGGAUUUGUGUAGAAUAAAAGGUGAAUGUUCUUCAGAUUCUGAGGAGAGAUUUAGAAACUCGUGGAAAGCUGAGAAAUGUUUGAAAGACGUCGUCAUAACGCCAUUCUCUGUGGAUUUAGAAAUAAGCCAGGAGAAAACACUUGCUGGGAAGCAAGCUAACCUGCUAAAGAAGGCUACCAGCUUUCAGUGGAGAAAAGCUGAGAGAAGUGCAAAGUUUGAGAAGAACAGAAGCGAUUGCAGUCCUGCCAUCAAGCGCUGGUGGGUCAGUUCUUCCUUAACGCUAAUCUGGUUUGGCUGCUGCUCGUUCCUCUUCAGCCUGAUACUGGAAUUUCAAGUACUUGCGUCUCCUGAAGGCUGAAAAAAUCCGGCUUUUGCAAGCGGACUGCUGAGAAUGUGAGCAGGUGUUCUUCCUGCAGUAAUAAGAGGCACCCUCGAGAGGGAGGUCCGCGCAGGAGGUAUCUGCUAGGUCGGCUCUGCUCCUGACACUCCUUCCUCAUUAGCUCUUCGGGUGGGUGUGAACAACUGACAAAGAGCCGUGCCAAGGCUCAGGCUCGCGCUCCCACUGCUAACGGCAGGAUGAUGGAAGAGGUGUCCAUCAUGGUGGCUUACGACGCACACGUUUUCAGCCAGCUAUGCGAUGAAGACUUUCUGGCCAAUCUGGUGGCAGUCAGCAAGCCCAGAUCUGUGGUGCCAACAAAAAAACUGAAGAAAUAUGAGAGAGAGUACCAAACAAUGCGCGAGAGUCAGCUGCAGCAGGAAGAUCCUAUGGACAGAUACAAGUUUAUAUGUUUGUAGGUAACUCUCCUGCUGUUGCACUUUUACGGGAGACCUUCCUGAGACGCAGAAACAAAGGGUGAUUCUCAGCUACAGACACAGAAAGGAGAAAAUACACAUUGUUCUAGCCCAAGCUGUGUGCAGUAACAUCCACAGAGACUUUUGGAAGAUGCACUCUUCCUUGGCUUGAUAUGUCCUUGUUUCUCAACUCUGUUUAUAGCAAAUGUUAGUAAUUUUAUGUCAGUAUAAUGGCUAGUACAGUGGGACCCAGUGUUCUUCUGGGGUCCUCGUAUACUACUGCAAUAGAAUUAAUAGUCAUAAAUAGCAGCAGAAGAAUAAAGUUCAGUUAUUAAUAUGACAGCUCAAUAGUUGACAAAAAAAAAAUUAGACCUUGAUAAGUUUGGAUCAGCCUUGUUUCCAAUAUGUUUUAUUGUUACUGCUACAUUCUAUUACUGCAGAUUUUUGUGUGAUGGAGGCUCUGCCUCUAGGUUCAUAUUUUACACAGUGUCCAGGAUUCUUUUAUUGCUUACCCAGUAUUAAAAAGAGGUCAGUGUUUCUUGGGAAAAGCUGCCAAAGAUGAAGCACCUUUCUGGAUAUUGCCCAGUUUUGCUGGGAACUGACAUUGCUUAUAUACACCUGUGAUGUUCUCCUGCCGUUCUUCGCUGUGCCUUAUUAUGUUGGUACAAAGUCUGCCCCGAGUGCAGGCUAGUAAAUAAUUACAGGUGCUGCCACAGGUUUACAUGGUAUGUGAGCACAAGGAAAGUGCGGCGUGUUCGUAAAACCACAGUGUGAAAGACUGUAAAUAUGAUAAGAUAGAGUUACUGUGACAAAGAAAGUAAAACUGACUUUAAAGGUAAUAUUUGCUUGUGGAAAAACAGUGUUUUAAGUGUAGUUGUUUUAUGUCAAAGAGUGUAUGUUGUAUUGUUUCUGAGAACUGGGACUGCCAAGAGCUGAUGAUCAGAACAUUGAGAAAAAAACACAACUUGCUGCUGAUGAACUUCUUUUCCAGUGGUUCGCUUCUACUACUGUGGAUUUAAUACUUAAAAGCCAAAGAGGGCUUCUUUAAAGCUCUGUGGAAAUGUAUUAACUGGUUAAUCCUUGGUGAUGGGUGGUGAAGAAUAUCAUCUCCAAACUGCAAAUGAGGGUAUAGAAAGUGGCUCUGUGGUCACUGCCUGUGUGAGUCCCUGUCACGGCCCAGAGCACAGCGCAGCUGUUGGCUUGCACUUGCCCAGCUGCCUUUGUUGGGUCUGCUCUGCUUACUGAUGGUGUGCUUAGGUAGGCUCCGUAACUUGUUAGCUGCACGUUAAAUGCCAAGUUCAGACUCAUUCUUCAGCUGAUUGAUGUGGUGCAGAAAUGCUUGUCGGUGCUCUCUGUCCGUUGUCUUGCUUGCUUGUUUUGUAUUUGUGUGUCAGGCUGAGGUUGGUGAGAAUUGACAUUUCAGGAGAGAUUCCAAAGCGUAACAGGAAAUGCAAGCUGUGGACCCUCAGGGACAGAAUGUGGAGAGCCAGCUUCGCUUGUCCCUUGAAUGAUCACACAGCAGCCCUUGUGUUUGAAAUGCAUUUGGUUUUGGCAGUGUCACUGUUAGACUGCCUGGCUGGGCUUGGUUAGGGAAAUGCCGGAGGCAGCGCUGGUGAAAAGCCAAUAUAUUGCCUCUGAGCACAGCAUUGCUGUUAGCUCCUCUGGCCUUGUGUGCUCUGUGUGCACUCUGCCCUAGAGGUCCACCUUGUUUGUAAUCUUCCACAGCACUGUGUUGCUUACGUUUACUUACCUAGGAAGAGGGGACUGCUCAGACUCAUGGUGCCACUUGGAAUGUUCCUCUUAGAGGUUGAGAAGGAAACAGGCUUGCAGCCUCUUAACAGUUUUUAGUUAUAAUUGUUACAGUUUUUGCUGUUUGCAGUGUGUUGUGCUUUUUGUUGCCAAUAGAUUUGUCAGGACCAUUGGGAUGUACUCAGUGAUGGUGUUGUAUUGGUGCUCCUGACUUGCAGGGAUGAAGGAUGUGUUGAGUAAGACCCUUCCCUGUUGGGGAGCAGAUGAGAGCAAGACCCCCUGUGGUGGCAGCAGGGCUCCAGCCAAGCUGCUUCCUCUUCCUGCUGUCCCUGCUGCCCUGUGAGCAGCAGGGAGAGAGCUCACAGGAGGUGAUGCAGAGAGACUGAGGACCAGUCUGACUUCAGGGAGAGAGACCAUGACCCAUGGAGUGCUUCUUCCUGUCCUGGUAUUCCUGAGCACAGUAACGCUGUGGCUGAGGAGCAGUGCCAGGAAGGAGAUGCCUCGUGCCCGAGGGCAGCUGGGUGCAUCCAGCAGGGUGCUCCUGCAGAGCCACCACCCCCACACUCCCCAUAAACUCCAAAAAAGGGCUACUGUUGCCGUGUCACACCUGCCAUUAACCAGUCACAUUUCCUUGACAGGUUGAGUUUGCAUGCGACAGUAAGAUGUGCUGUAUGAACAGUAUUAACAGGUGCCAUAUGUUCUGGUGUUUAUUUCCUUCUGUAUCUACAGGUAUUAUGUAGGAAAAGUAUAUUUUUUCAUGGUCAGGUAAUUUCAUCUUUCAUUAUUCAUAAGAAGUCAUCAUUCACAAUGCUGUCAGGUUUUUAAAGGGUGCAAAAGUGAACACGUUCUAAAUUGCUCGUUGCCACCAAAUUUCAUACUUUUUAGUUAAAAUAAAGAACAAGUUGCCUAAAAGAGUCAGUUAAAAAAAAGUGACCUGUAUGUGCAGGAAAAAAAAAUAGCAGUAUGGUUCAGAUUGAUAUGUUCUGUAUAUUGUUACAGGUUUGUUUUUUUCUGUGUUUAAGAACAUCUCAUGUAACAGGGCUGUGUUUGACUUGCUAAGAAAUUGCUGAAGUUGGGCUCAGCAGCCUUUUGUUUUAAAUAAAAGGGAGAAUAUCCAGAUAAAGUUGGCUGGACCCUGCUUGUGCCCAAGGCUUUGUUCUGAAGGUAGAAAUGCAUUUUCCUCCAUGGGCUUCAUUGUGCGACAGAGAUGUUGUCUAUCUGAAUAAAUGUGUGACUUGGACAUAAUAGCUUUUUCUGUCUUUGAAGUGGAAGCGUUUUUAUUCAGAGUCAUGGUAACUGAAUGGUAACUGCCAUGUGGGAAAACAUGAGGUAACUCUCGUUGGGAUUUCUUGUUUGUGGGUUGGUUUGGGUUGGUUUUUUUGUUUGAUUGUUUAUUUUUGUUCAAUUUGUUGAAAGUGCUAGUGCCCUUCUGGGACCUCAUGUUCACAGUCAACAAGGAAAGACACAGACCACUUCCAGGAGCCUCUGAGUUGCUUCCCACAAAAGGUUUUCCUGGGUAGUGGUGUAAAAGCCUUUUGGCUUUCUAGAUGGUGUUUCUCAGGGUUUUCCUUUAGAGCUGCCCUUGCAAUCCAGGGCUCUUCCCAAUGGGCUUACAAAGACUUGAGUUUGAUUGCAUCAGGAAAGUGAAUUGUAAGCAGUGUUUUCAUUCCACCACUGAGGACCUGUUCUUGCCAAAGAUCUGUGGUUUGAGUGUUUGCUUACCCCAAGAACGUGACACUGAAUUGCUUAACAAGGUUUGUGACUCGUUACACCCAGCUUGAGUAGCAGCAUAGAGAGGAUGCAUCAUCAUCACUGAUCGUGUCUGGUAUUGCUCCUUUGUGCUGGCUGGUUGGGAGCAGAGGGUGGAGUUUCAGCCCUUCAGUCUCCCUGAACUGAGGCUUGCCUCCUGCUUUCAAAUUUGCCUUCUUUCCAUCAAGUGUGUGAUGGAAGCUGGACAGUAUCCUCUUUAAAAAAUAGGAACUAAAGACCCUCUGAAGAAUUGGCAACUUUUUUUUUUUUUCUUCUGAUUUUGCUGGUAUUAAAAAUAUUUUAUAUCCUGUUUUCACUGUCUUUACAUCAAUGGUUGAAAGCAGUAUUUGGUCUGUGACUUUGCUGGAGGUAAGUUUCUUUGUGUUUGUUCGUACCAGCAAUGUUUGUCCCUCUUGGAAAUGCAGUAUCCUCCUUUUAAAAGAGUUCACGGGAUGCUUUUUGUAACAGGAAGGAGGAAUUUAGGAAAGAGGGAAUAUCAUGUUUUAAUGAUCGUAGGAACUGGGCAGUGCUGAUGAGAAGGAAAUUGUCGGCACAGUCAGUGAAUUAUUAGCAGUGUGCAAAAAAAAGGCAGGAAGCUGGCUGCUUAUACCAAAGACAUCUAGCAGGUCUGACGUGUUGGCUCGUGCCAGGUUAUAAAAUACUGCCUGUGAGUCCUGCUGGAACAAACCAGCUCCAUCUAUUGAACUCUGUUCCAUUGCAACUGGUAUUUUAUAAAACCUGUAUGUAUUUCAGAGCCAUCGGAAGUAGUCUGCUAGAUACAAAAAGCACCAUUUGAUAUUUUGAUCUUUGUUGUAUAACGUUAGGUUUUAUUUAGACUUAAGCAGAUGAGAGUUUCCUCCUGAGGAAGGAGGCAGUUUUUCACUGCUAGAUCAGGGGGGAGGAGCUGGAAAGGACAAACCAUCUAAUUGUGCACACUGCCCUGUAUGGAGGAAGAGUAAAGGUGGCCCAAUGAGAGACUCAGCUCUUAGCUAUUGACUGGAUG